This is a messenger RNA of Bathycoccus prasinos, 669 nucleotides long. RefSeq names its product COMM domain-containing protein, putative. The record is from RefSeq and is a predicted model, not a curated record. The transcript is spliced from 2 exons. NCBI's taxonomy places the organism in Eukaryota, Viridiplantae, Chlorophyta, Mamiellophyceae, Mamiellales, Bathycoccaceae. Bases 1 to 669 code for a protein of 222 amino acids.
AUGCGCCCGCGUUUUCUGGGCGACCAAACUCCCACCGCGCAGUUCCUAAACGACAUCACCCAAGUCUUAUCGCUGAAACUCACGUGCGUUCGCGUGUUGCUUUUAACCAAAGUAGUUUGCGCGCGAAUCGUCUCGUCGUCGUUAGGGGAAGAUGCACGCGAGGAGAAGGAGAACGCGGAUGCACCACCACCAAAACCACCACCGCUCACGCUCAAGGAUUUGACGGAUGAAACGACCAGUCGAGAAACGAUCGAAAUUUGUACGAGUUUAAUCGAAACGAUCGUUCGAGGUGCCGUUCGGUACGAGUUAGAUGCGAACGAAUUGAGGAACGAAUUGGAGCAGUUGGGUUUGCCAAAGGAACACACGGACGCGAUCGCAAUCCCGUACGGGGAGAAUAAAGAUAAGUUGAGGGAAUGUAUGUUGAAGAAAGUGAUUCGAAUCGGACGAGAUGAAGAAGGAAAUGAUUAUGGAAAAGUAGGAUGUUCGUGGGAGAUUGUCGCGAGAGCGGUGGAUACAACGAGGACGAAAAAGGAGGAGGGAGAAGACCUCACUGCGCCUGAUUUGAGAGUGAAGGUGAGUAUUGGUGGGUGUGCGUUCACCGCGGACGAGAUAGAUUUGAGGGUGUGCAUAAACGAGAUGAAGAGCGCGAGAGCGGCCAUGAACGAGUAG